CCUCGAUGCUUACCUGGUGUUCCAUCGGUCAUAUGAUGAUGCGUGCCCUCAUUUCUUGGCAUUGCCUGUAGCCAACAGUCAGCACCUGACUCGACACUAACAAACAUGAAGCGAUUUUUUAUUUUCGAGACAUAUCCAAUGGAUUUUCUCUGACAUGAUGGCUGUUCUCUUCAUGUCUUCUCAUGUCUGUUCAACAGGGCAAGACAGUUGAUGAUCUGUUGUCGCCCGACAUGCCCGCGACUAAAUCACCUUGCCGAUAUCGGCCCGGAUUUACCCAUAAUCCGAACAUCCCACGCUAAAAUCACUGCAGUGUGCUCAAACAGACAGGUGGGGGAUGACUGAAAGCCGCCCAGUGAUGGUGCUAUCAUAAUGCUGCCCCUCUUCAAACAUCCCAACCUCCGUACUACUCUCCUCCGUCGCAUUCAGGGUAUCCCUGCUCCUCGAAUCUCAAAACGCGGACUAGCUUGCUGUUCCAACCCCUUCCACGACAUGGCCCAUUCCCCCGACCAGCAGACCGUCCGUCGGUACCUGCAGCAAUCGCACGAGCGGAUCUUCGAAAACAACCGGAAAUGGGUUGCCACGAAGACGGAGUCCGAUCCGGCCUUCUUCGACAAGCUCGCUGCGGGCCAGCAGCCUGAGUACCUGUACAUCGGGUGUAGCGAUAGCCGAGUUCCCGCCAACGAGAUCAUGGGCCUCGACGCCGGCGAAGUCUUCGUCCACCGCAACAUCGCGAACCUCGUGCCGACGGUCGACCUCAACGUCAUGUCCGUCAUCAACUACGCCGUACGCCACCUGCGCGUCAAGCACAUCGUCGUCUGCGGCCACUACAACUGCGGAGGGGUUCAAGCCGCGCUGACGCCCACCGACCUGGGCAUCCUCAACCCGUGGCUCCGGAACAUCCGCGACGUGUACCGUCUGCACGAGCAGGAGCUCGACCAGAUCACGGACGAGACGGCGAGGUUCAACCGGCUGGUGGAGCUGAACGUAAUUGAGUCCUGCCGGAAUAUCAUCAAGACGGCCGCUGUUCAGCAGAGUUAUCAGGAGAAUGAGUAUCCGAUUGUUCACGGGUGGGUCUUUGACUUGAAGGUUGGUCUGUUGAAGGACCUUCAUGUCGAUUUCGAGGCUACCCUGCGCGAUAUCAAGAAGAUUUACAAUCUUCCUUCCAGCUCGAAGGCCUCUAACUGAACGAGGUGUUGCGAUCCUCUAUUAGCACUUGCCAUUGAAUUGAUGGAGUGAAUUAAGGGAUAUGAUUUACGGCAAUUCUGUGGCGGAAUCUUGGAGACCGGCUAUGUGGGCAUAUAUGCAAAUACACACGUGCUCCGAGCCGCUUGACUUGGUAUCCAAAUUUUGCUGCUUAUUGCUAUAAUCUUAGAUAGGAAUAUCGAGUUUUUGAAACAAUGCAUCGAUAUUAAGUCAUACUUAA
Molecule: messenger RNA, 1423 nt
Organism: Aspergillus candidus
Lineage: Eukaryota; Fungi; Ascomycota; Eurotiomycetes; Eurotiales; Aspergillaceae
Product: carbonic anhydrase
Exons: 2
Coding region: 370-1185 (271 amino acids)
Biological process (GO): cellular response to oxidative stress; cellular response to carbon dioxide; carbon utilization
Cellular component (GO): cytoplasm
Molecular function (GO): carbonate dehydratase activity; zinc ion binding
Source: RefSeq, a predicted model, not a curated record